AUGCGGUUGAUGUCUCGGAGCACGAUGUUAUACCAAGCCGAGUCGCUGGUGAAGUUGCCUCACCCCAACGUGACGGCUAAGGACUACAAGCCCCCCGUCACCAUUGACCGCGAGCUUCCUGACCCGUUUAAGGAGAAGAAGCGUAACCGGUGGUAUUUCGUUGCCUACGGUAUCGGGGUGGUGGCGUCGUUGGCCAUCAUCUUCAACUACGAGAAGACGAGAUCGCCCAUCACCAACUCCAUCCUCUACUUCUUGCGGCGGCUGAAAAUUGCCCGUGACGAGUUAGGCCCGGGGAUCGACUUCACGCUGUCGUGGCCGUGGAUCUCUGGCGAGUUGAACACCGUCAAGGGUAACAUCGACAUUCUGUUUGACGUCAAGGGGGCCAAUGGGCCCGGUACCAUUAAGUUGAAAUGUAACCGGAGUCUGAAGCUUAUGCCGUUUGACGUCGAGCACUUUGUGUUGGUGAAGGACGGCAAGCUGUACGACUUGACCAAGGAUCCUGAGGUCGACUUUGACAUUUAA
Molecule: messenger RNA, 522 nt
Organism: Diutina rugosa
Lineage: Eukaryota; Fungi; Ascomycota; Pichiomycetes; Serinales; Debaryomycetaceae
Exons: 1
Coding region: 1-522 (173 amino acids)
Biological process (GO): mitochondrial respiratory chain complex IV assembly
Cellular component (GO): mitochondrial inner membrane
Source: RefSeq, a predicted model, not a curated record